Messenger RNA from Lytechinus pictus (painted urchin), 7607 nucleotides. RefSeq lists its product as uncharacterized. The transcript has a single exon. Gene Ontology annotation, molecular function: metal ion binding. The record is from RefSeq and is a predicted model, not a curated record. NCBI's taxonomy places the organism in Eukaryota, Metazoa, Echinodermata, Echinoidea, Temnopleuroida, Toxopneustidae. Bases 580 to 1689 code for a protein of 369 amino acids.
UCAGACUAGCUGGACAGCAACAUAGCCCGCCAGCGGUACGUAACAGGUGUUUUACAAGGAAGGGGUCUGGUCAGGCGAAUUCCUUUGCCCUGGCGGAGAUAUGUUGCGAUGCCAAAUAUGGUAUUUUGUCGGACUUCACGAGGAGGCGUGGCCAAAAAAUGUUGCGUUGCGAAUUUUGGUAUUUUUCGGACAUUACAAGGAGGCGUGGCUAAAAAUGCUACGUCGCGUUAGCUGACGUGGUAAUUUCGGGAGGGGGCAAAAGCCAAUUUCUAACAAGUUAGCAUUCUUCUUCGUGGAGUCGAUUUGAAAGCAUCUUCCGUCUCAAUUCACCUGUCUUGUGCAACAUACUUCCUGUAUUUUUGUUAUUCGUUCGUUGAACUCUUUAGUUGUGAUCCUUCUAAUUGUCUUUCUUACCCAUUCUUAUAUCUUAAAGAACGCUUCGCAGUUGAGAAUUUAUUCUUUUAUCUGGGAACAUACCUGUAUAUUUGUGUUAUAUCCGUUUGUUGGACUUUUGAGCUGUUAGGAGUCACAGUUUGCUCUAAGGACUUUUCAAUUUCGCCACCCCUGCAUUAUUCAAUCAUGCCCAAGGUUAAGCCAGGCAAAAAGUUCAGUCAGAGGAAGUCUACUCGUCGUUCGGUCCGAGAUGCCGCCAGCCAGCCUUCUCCUGUCGACCUCGAGACAGACGUCGGCCAAGUUUUUACUUCUACGCAGAGCCCAGCUGCUGGAAGUUCGGCGUCGACAACCAACGGUGAGUUCGGGACAAUGGGGGGCUCCUGGCCUCUUGUGACUUCUCCACAAGAUCCGGUCAUUCCCCAAAUUCAAUCCCAAGCUUCUCCUUCUAUCCCUCCUGCCCCUGUAGUUGAGGGGCUUAAUAGUCAUGAUAAUUUUACACCAGCCCCCAACCCUCCUUUUCCUACGCUGUCUGCGCAGCCAGAUAUGCUUAGCUGUGUGUGUGAUGAUUUGGACGGGGAGGUGCCUUCCAGUGUUAAGGAGAAGAUUUGGAAAGGUGAAUUUGUAGAGUUAGGUGGAUUACUAAAAAGGGAAAGCUUAAGUGAGGAAAGUUCCCAGUUGCAGGCCUUCAGCCUUUGUGCCACCGGGUCCGCUUUAAUGCUUCGCCCCCAAAGCAAGGCUCCGGUGAUCGCCAGCAUAGAACAGUGGACAUCUGCGUUCAUUAUUUACGCGUCUAUAUACUUGGAGCGACACUGUAUGCGUGCGCGCGAGCUCCUCAAGUAUAUGGAUAUCGUUCGCUCUAUUGUGCGUUUUGGGGGUUUCAAUUGGCGGGCCUAUGACAUUCAAUUUCGGUUACGUCAGGCCCGUCAUCCACAUCGUUCCUGGGCUGUCAUAGACACCGAGCUAUGGCUGACAGUAGCUUCGACGCCCGGUCGAGCAGCGUUUUCGUCUUUUGGGGGUAACCAGCCCUUUCGACCAUACGACCGGUCGUUUCGGCGGGGUAGUUUCCCAUCCUCAGGAUAUGCCAACAGACAAGGGGCAAUUCGGGCCCCUGGCGCCGCGCCUGCCCCCUUCCGCUCCUCACCAGUCUGUUUCGCCUUUAACGCUGGGUCAUGCCAACGCACCGCCUGUCGUUAUGCUCACCGGUGCGGAAAAUGCUCCUCAGCAGCGCAUGGCUCACACGCCUGCAACUCUGCCGCUGCAAUCGCCAAACAGAAGCCUAGCUCCAACUCCAAUUGAACUUGGCAGCAUGCUCCCAUUUCUUAGACGGCACCAUAAUCAACAUAAUGCAGCUUUUCUGAUUUCUGGUUUUAGGUUGGGUUUUUCAUUGGGUUUCACAGGCGAGCGUCGCUCUGUGUUCUCGCGUAAUUUGAAAUCUGCUAGGGAGCAUAGGGACAUGCUGUUGGAGAAAGUUGGUAAGGAAGUUAGUUUAGGGAGAAUGUCAGGUCCUUUCCAAGACCCGCCUUUCGAUAACUUUCGCUGCUCCCCGGUAGGGCUCGUCCCCAAGCGAAAUCCGGGAGAAUUCCGUCUAAUUCAGCAUCUAUCUUCUCCUCGGGGGGCUUCGGUUAAUGACCACAUUGAUUCCGAUUUAUGUUCCGUGAAUUACACUUCAUUUGACAAGGCGGUUGAUCUCGCUGCUCGCUUGGGAGCUAGUGCUCUCAUGGGAAAAACCGAUAUAAAAUCCGCUUUUCGCUUACUACCAGUGAAUCCCUCCGAUUUUGACCUUCUGGGGUUUUGCAUUGAUGGCGCGUAUUACUUUGAUAAAUGCUUGCCAAUGGGCUGCUCAAUUUCAUGUGCCCAUUUUGAGCGUUUUAGCACUUUUCUUGAGUCAUGUUGCCGUGAAAUUGCGAAUUCAGAGCAAAUUUUGCAUUAUUUGGAUGAUUUCUUUUUCGUUGGCGCAACACGGCAGGAAUGUCGUUCCUUGAUGUAUCAUUUUAACUCUUACUAUGCCAGGCCCAAUACCCCUCUAGUGCCAGGGAUAUUCGAGGGAAUCCUAAAUUGACCGAAACGUAAGCAGAGACUGAGUUUUAAACGGUCAUAACUCUUUACCCGUACGUUGUAUAAUCAAACCUUCUACACAUGAAAUGAUGCAUGGUUCAUGGACUUUAUGAUCAUGUUAUUACCUUUCAUAUUUGCAAUUGGAAAAAAAUUAGAAAAGAUGAAAUAUUUUACAUCGUUUUUUUUCAAUAAGUAAAACCUAGAAAAUUAUGAUUUCAUGAACAUUUCAAAGAGUAAAUAACCUGAGUAAUUGUAGAGAUACCAAGAAAUUAAGAAGAUAAAAUGAAAGUCCAAUGUUUACCCUUUCAAAUGACGUAUCUAUUGAUGAAAUUGAACAAACAGAAAUAUGAAAAAAAAUGCUCUUUUGAAUGAAAUACUAUUUUGCUAUUCAAGUUAUUUCCUCUGAAAUACGAGAGGGUUUAUACACACGCAAUUGAAACCGACCUUUUCCAAAAAAGGGCAUUGUCGUCGAUCAAGUGACCAAUCACAGCACAGCUGCGAUCUCCACGCAAACACACACAAUAAUAUAUUAGAGCCAUGCAUCUUCACAGUGCAGCCAACCGUACCCUUACAUUCGUGUAGUCUUCAAAACAAGACCCUGUAAUUUUUCAGAAUGCGCGGUAUUCCGCAACAACCGAUUUGGGGGAAACAAAAUUACUAGUGCAGAGUAAAUUUUAUGUCAUUUAAAUUCUUGUCAAUAUUGUCGUAAUGCAAAACAUGUUUUAGAAAAAUCGUAACCUGGAUACGAUAUGUGUGCGAUGCACUCAACUAUAUACUGUUUUGGAUAAUGUAGGCGAUUUCUAUCCAGUGUCGGCAACAAACAUUUGCGACCCACUCAACUAUCGUUCUAAAGCAUGAAUCAGUGUAAAGUUUGGUCAUAUUUUGUCAGGGUCGCAAAAAAUAUUUUGAAAUAUGAUCAUAUCUGAUCUUUGUAGCCGCAUCUAGGAAAGGAUAUUAAUCUGGGCCAACUAUGCAUCUCGUACAUGCCAAGGAAUGGACAAUAGAUGCCGGAUAUUCUUUUUCGUGUGGAAAAUUUAAUGCAAUAUAAAUAUGGAAAUAUAAUGACAAUUUUAGACAAGAAAAGGGCCUCAUUGCAUAUUAUGUCUUUGAAUAAUUGAUUAUUUUCAAAUUUUGGCUUCAUUCAUUCUGCGAGCGAGCAUACGUAGCAAGCGGUUUGAAUAUUUAAAAAAAUGUCUUCGUUGACAUGCCAGGAAGCCCAAUGGGAUUUCUAUUUGAUAUAAAAUCGUAGCUAAACAGUGAAAGAACGAUAAACAUAACAGGUAACAUUCACUCUGUAAACAUUUCAUGAUGGGGGUGAAAUAUUGAUUAUAUCUGCUUCGGUAUUAAAAAUAAUAAUCUUCGACCAAAGUAGCCACCUGUCUGAUAGCGACUACAUUUUAUUGUUCAUGCCACCAAGUCAUGAACAAUAGAUGCCCAGACUCUCUUUCAUGAGGAAUGUCUAAUCCGCGCUCCCUCCUGACCUAUUAUCGAGGAGAGCAAUUUAGCACAGGAUGUUCAUAGAAAUCGGGCCACGCGCGCGUCUUUUGAUUUGACAAUUGAAUACUUUCAAAGGUUCCGAUACAAACAAUAACUUUUCUCUCCGUUGAGAUCAAGAUUAAAAUUCCUCUGUCUCUUUCCCCAACACCUUCCAUUGACUUAUUGCCAUUAAAAUACAUAAUUUUUAUUCAAAUAUUUGUUUUGACUUUAAGACAUUUAGCAUCGACAAUAUGCGUCAAAUUUCCUGUAAUCUAAAUGAUGAUGAUGAUGAUGAUGAUGAUGAUGAUGAUGAUGAUGAUGAUAGGGAUGAUGGUAAAGAUGGCAUGGAUAAUGUCGAGAAUGAUAACAAGAAAUCACGGGGAAAACAACACACCUCCGCCACCACGACCACCAGCACAAACACUGGCAUCGUUACUUCCACUUAUCAAAAGCAUAAAGAAAAACAAAUAGUUUAAAAUAAUUAAAUUUACUUGUAGCUGAAGCCUAUUUUGCAUAUUUAGAAAUAAAGGAUAAAGAUGAGAUUUAAGAAAUGUAUAGGCUAUAGUCCUUGACAAAUCAAAAAUACAGGAAAUUGAAAGAUAAAAGAGGAAACAGAAAUAACGAAGCAAUGGGGUGUGAAGGUAGAAAUUACUAACAAUUUGUAGAAAUUUAGAUCUUUAUAAUUUGUCGAACCUUACGAUUGUUUAUUCAAAUAAUAUGUUUGUAAUGGAUUAAAGCUAUUGCUUUGGACAAUAUCAGAAAUUAUAUUUUCUACACCUCUUUAUUUGUGAUAUUUAUAAUUACCCCGUCAUUAAAAAUAUCAAUCUAGUCAGGAUUAAUUUUACUUCCCCUUCCCUGAAAUAAAAAAUGAAAUGAACAUUAUUUGCUGUUCAAAUGAUAUAUAAGUGCCACCACUAAAUUUUAUACCGUGCAUUGUCAAUAUUUUAUUCAUGCGGUAGGAUUUAUGCACAAUCAACAUACUCGAUAUGUUAGUACAUUUCACAUUUCCAAUUAUCAAAUUUGCUUGAUUUUUUUUUUUUUUCAUUUAGUAGUAGUUAUCGAGUUUAUGCUACCAGAUUUGGCAUAUGAGCUCAGCGUGUAGGGGAAUAUACCCAUUAUCUUUUUGCUGGCAAAAAGGGAGAAACAAAAGAAAGCGGAUCAUCGGAAGAAAUUAUACAUUAAUAUAAAUUAUUUCUCGCUAAUAAAACAAAUGAGGAAGAAUGGAAAAAAAACGCAUUACGGAAAAUGCAUGACAUUCACAGAAUUUUGUAAAUAAAAGAUCAUGGAAAGUGCGUUUACUCGCUCGAUUCGCUCACUCACAUUUUUCUUUUUUUUAAAUCUUCCUUACACCCAUCAUAUUUUUUACUUCACCCUUGUUUCAUUGGCAACAUAUAUUUUGUUAAUGAUCAAAAUAAUAUUUAGGUUUCUUUCCGUAACAGAUGCAAAUUUGAUGUUUAUUUUUUCCACCAAACUUGGUACGUAAUUUGGUGUUGUUAUCAAAUUUGCUUGAUUCAUUUUUUUCAUUUAGUAGUACAUGCUAUCAGAUUUGACAUAUGAGCUCAGCGUGUAGGGGAAUUUACCCAUCAUCUCUUUGCUGGCAACAUAAAAUCAUAAUUAUUUCAUUAUUUCAUACUUGUGUGAAUAAUAUGUCUCCCUUAUAAUGAAAUAAGUUGCAGCAAUAAAUAUCUAAUGCAUUAAAUCAGUUGUCAAUUCAAUUUUUCUAGUGCUUGGAGGAAAAAAAUUGAAUAAACCUAAUUUCAUAUAAUAAAAUAAAGAGGAACAAGUGGAGAUGUGACAUCAUCAGUCCACCUAAUGAAUAUUCAUGACGACUGUUUUCAUGAAAUAUUGAUAAACUUUAAAAUUCAAUAACUUUGUUAUUUGUUAUCCGAUUUUGAUGAAAUUUUCGGUAUUUUGCUCAGUGAAUUCUGCUCUAUUUAUAAAACUAUAAAUACUUUCAGCCCGGACCAUCCCUUUAAUACUAAGAAGAAGGUGAAGGAGAAGAAUAAUGAUAAUGAUAAUAAUAAUUAUAAUAACAAUAAUGAUAAUAAUGAUUAUGAUAAUAGUAAUACUAAUAAUGAUAAUAUUAAUAAUAUUAAUAACAAUAAUAAAUGAAUAAAUAAAUAACGAGUGUGAUGAUUGCAGUGCGCAGACGAGAGUUGGAAAUGAUAGGCUUCUAGUUCUUUACUCAUGUAUUUAUAACGAGAAAAAUUUUGUGAGAAUGCUAAAAACAAUGUAUAAGACCUUUGCCCCCCCCCCAAAAAAAAAAAAAAAAAAAAAAAAAAAAUCUCCCCCAAACCGUGCACAUUUGCAGGCAGAAAAAAGCCUUGACUCAAGAAUACUACCAUACCGGCCUGCAAAAGACCCGAUCGAUAGCUCAUGAAUAUUCAUGUAACAAUAGCGAAUGGGCGACUAGCGUUGGGUGGGGAACAUCGUACCGCUCGGUCAUUGGUCAAUUCCGAGCUGAAUGUCUCCGCACAUUCACCUUUGCUCUGCCCAGAAGUACGUGUAUUGCUACACACAACCGUUAUAUCACACGUGUCUAUAGGGGAAAUCUUGAUUCAGAUCGCGGCAAUAUCCGAAAUCAAUUCUGCAAAAUAAUGAUGCAAAAAUACAAUUUUACUCAAAAAAUGUCUAUGUAAACCACUAUUUUGUAUAUGAUAAAAUGAAUCGUGAAUUCCUUGCUAGUAUAACAACAUAAAAAACAGAGAAUAUGGUGUUGAUUUUCUGGCUGUAAAAUUGGUAAAAAAAAAAAAGUUAUUUGGGCACGUAUACGUGCCAAUGGCAUUUGAGGGCUAAGGGCACGUAUAGCUGCCAAUGGCAUUUAAAGAGUUAAGGCGAUGUGCGAGGUUUUUGGCGUCCCGAUAGCGGAGGAGAAGACUGAGGGGCCCGUUCCCACUAUCAUAUUUUUAGGGCUUGAAAUCGACGCGGUUGAGCAGAGAGUUCGGGUACCCAAGGAGAAAGUAAACGUGUUACAGGCAAUGCUCAUUGAUUUUGUUAAGAAAGAUAAGCUCUCGUUGCGGCAGUUGCAGUCGCUAAUUGGCAGCCUUAAUUUCGUGUGUAAAGCCGUGGCUCCCGGAAGAGCCUUCCUAAGGAGACUUAUCGAUCUUACUAAAGGGGUCCGCACCCCAAACCACCGGAUAAGGCUUUCACGCGGCGCAAAAGAGGACAUGCAGGCCUGGCUUACGUUUCUGUCCGAUUUCAAUGGCACAGUUAUGUUUUCACACUCAACAUGGGUAACUAAUGCUCAUUUUCAGUUCUUUACUGACGCUGCGGGUAGCAUUGGCUUUGGUAUAUCCUUCCAGGAUAAGUGGGCUCAAGGGAAAUGGCCAGCUGAAAUACUGGAGAAGAAUUAUUCCAUCGCUUUUCUAGAGCUUUUCCCAAUAGUAGUCGGUAUACGUAUGUGGGGGGCUCUUCUAGCUAAUUCUAAUGUCUUAUUUUGGUCAGAUAAUCAAACAGUUGUUCAUGUUGUUAAUUCCUUAACUUCGAAAUGUCCUAGUGUAAUGAAACUGGUUCGUUUGCUUGUAGUUCUUUGUUUGGAUCAUAAUAUUAUGUUCAAAGCACGUUACGUGCCAGGCUCUCGCAAUGAAAAGGCUGAUGCCCUCUCUCGUUUUCAGAUGGACAGGUUUCGCAGGUUAGCACCAGGCGCAGAUCUGGCUGGCAGCAAGCUUCCCGCCCAUCUUUGG